Messenger RNA from Trichomonas vaginalis G3, 549 nucleotides. RefSeq lists its product as uncharacterized. The transcript has a single exon. Lineage: Eukaryota; Parabasalia; Trichomonadida; Trichomonadidae. The coding region runs from base 1 to 549 and encodes 182 amino acids. The record is from RefSeq and is a predicted model, not a curated record.
AUGAUAGAUCCAGAAUUUGAAACAGUAAAUAUUUUAUUAACACAGAGUCCAUGUGGAAAACUUCACGCUGACAGAAUAACAGACGUUGAAGCACUCACCGGCUAUAAAGUUUGUCCAUAUUGUAAAGAAGAAGUUUAUUCUAUCCGCGAUGAUCCAGAAAGGAAAAACCAAAGAAGAUUUUUAAAGCAUUGUGAGAAAUGUAAAGAAAAUAAUGGGAGAUUAAUUCAAUACGUUCAGUUGCAAAAGACACAGCAACCAUAUGCACCACAUAUUACGAAACAGAAGAUAUAUCAGUGGUUAUUAGCUCACAAUUUGCAGAAAUAUUAUAAACCGACAAGAUAUUAUAUUACUUUUGACUUUGAAACAUUAGAGACUAAAGAAGAAUUACAACUUUCUGAGUGUGCAACUUUGAAUGCUUACUUAAAACCAUUCAUGGUGUCAUCAACGGUUAAAUUAAAUGAUAAAACAUAUACGAGGAAUUUUUGCUUAACUUCGAGUGAUUCUUUUAUUUCUGAUUGGAUUGAGUUUUAUUUUCAACCUGUUCAUUAG